Molecule: messenger RNA, 396 nt
Organism: Danaus chrysippus (African queen)
Lineage: Eukaryota; Metazoa; Arthropoda; Insecta; Lepidoptera; Nymphalidae
Source: the annotation of a GenBank genome assembly
AUGAGUCAUUUCAAGGACGUGGCGUUCAUCAAUCCAGCUAACGUGGUCUUCGUGUAUAUGCUUGUCCGGGAGCUGGUGGACGGAGAGCGAAUAGCUCGUCCUCAAGAAUUACAAGCUGUAGUACUCACCUGCCUCUACCUUUCAUACUCCUACAUGGGCAACGAGAUCUCCUAUCCAUUGAAACCCUUCCUAGUUGAGGAUUCUAAGGAUAAGUUUUGGGACCGCUGCCUUCUCAUCGUUGAUAGGCUAUCCUUCAACAUGUUGAGAAUCAACUCGGAACCUGGGUUCUUCACUGAAGUGUUCACGGAGUUGAAGGCGUGUGGUACAGUGGACAGCCCCCCUCCCGCGCCGCUCCAUCCAGCGCCCGCCCCCCCUCACGCCCUCACGGCCGCCUGA